This is a messenger RNA of Platichthys flesus (European flounder), 2110 nucleotides long. RefSeq names its product teneurin-3. Gene Ontology annotation, biological process: signal transduction. Gene Ontology annotation, cellular component: membrane. Lineage: Eukaryota; Metazoa; Chordata; Actinopteri; Pleuronectiformes; Pleuronectidae. The record is from RefSeq and is a predicted model, not a curated record. The transcript has 10 exons. The coding region runs from base 601 to 1200 and encodes 199 amino acids.
GAGAGCGGUCUGCUCUAUGUAGAUAAGCUAUAUAGUUGAGUAGUCACUGAAGUAUACUUUCACCAAAAAGAGAGAGAGAUUGAUAUGUACAUACAUAUUUACCCUGAGAGAAAAAAGAGAGGGAGAGGGCAGGGGAGAAAAAGUAAAAUAAGAGAGCGAGAAGGGUGCAUAUAAUGUUAUCUGUGAGUGAAUAUUUACCUCUCAGUAAGAAAUAUUUGUCUUCAGUGUGACAGCACACAGACGACACUCAGGUGUAAGUCCUAAUCUGAUGUCAAGACCUGGUGGGAUUUCAAAAUGCAGUCUGAAAACGUAAAUCCCUGCGAGCCGUCUCACCUGCAGUACACUAAAGAUUUAUCAGAGAAAAGUUGGAGGGCUGCUACCCAAUGAGAUUAAACCGAGCCAGUGUUCUCGAAAUCCAGUGGAAUUCACAGAAAGACACAAGAAUGGAGGUACUCAAAUGAAAUAGCCAAAUUCGAGCAUCUCCUGCGAUGGUUAUUUCUGGAUGCUUGGAAAGUACAGAAGGGAAUGACACUUAACAGCAGCUCAGUGCCAGUCAUCUGCUAGACCGCUCAUCAAGUUGCUGUACAGCAGCAUGCCUCUAUGUUUGCCUCCAGCACAAGCAGAAGCAUUAUGGAAGUGAAAGAGCGACGUCCUUAUUGCUCACUCACCAAGAGCCGCCGGGAUAAAGAGGGACCGUACACUGGUUCAUCAGGAGACAGUGAAGACUGUACCAUUGGCUCUCAGGGACUACGAGUCCCGACUCAGAAGUCUUACUCGUCCAGUGAAACACUCAAAGCCUUUGACCAACACCAAGACCAGACCAGGUUACUCUACGGGACAACCAAGGGACACAAGGAGAUGGUUCACCGUGAACAGGAUGAUUAUAACAGACAAGGUCCGCAUUUCAGUCUUCGUCAGCUGGGAAUCUGUGACCCCCCGUCACGUCGUGGCCUGGCGUUCUGCUCUGAGAUGGGCCUUCCUCACCGCGGGUUCUCAGUUGGAACAACCCCCGACUUAGAUACUGAGAGUCAGGCUGUGAUGUCACCGGACCGCGCCAUGCGGCUAUGGGGCCGUGCCGGCCUGGGUAAAUCAUCCGGGAGGAGUUCCUGCCUGUCAAGCCGUUCCAACUCGGUGCUGACUCUUACUGAUACCGAGCAUGAGAACAAGUCAGACAGCGACAAUGGUAAGUAUUCCUCUUAACCUUUUCUCGCUUUGUUUUUUCUUUUCAUGUGCAGAAACCCUCACCUAAUACAUUUUUGUAUUUUUGUAUUUCUUCAAUUUAAUGGCUUUGUUUGUGGUUAAAUUGUAGUCUGUUAUUGACUGGAAUAUCUCCCCUAGAGUUACUCAUUAAAUUUCAACUUUUUAGUCUUUAUUGUGGUGUUUUUGAAGUAUGCAUAGGAAGCUUGUUUCGAUAGGAUAGGUAAAUCUCCUGAAAACUGUAAUGUUCACCAUCAGCAUGUCUAAGUACUCUCAUAUGUAUAUUUGGAAAUUCCCUUCUUUAUUCUACGCACUAGAAGUGGUUUCCUCAGUCACUCCAAUGCCCUAUCUUAACACUAACAGGAUACAGCACGUUUCAAGGGAAAUAUUUUUGGGAUGGAAUCUGGUUUUAAUGCUCACAUUCAAUUAUUAAUAAAAUUGAAGGAAUUGAAGAAGAUUUGAAUACUAAAAAUAAAAUGCCAGUUUUGAUUGUAUACUCUAGAAGGAAUGUGGGACAAGAUUCAUUGGAUAUUGUUAUUUACUAAAUCAGAGAAUUGAAAAUUUUUCUCUAGUACAAUCAGAAUAUGGCUCUGCUGGUUGUGGUUUGUGUGUGAGAGAGAUCGGGAAUAAGGUGUGCUUACCUUUUUUGUUCCGGCAAUUUUUCUUAUCUCAUCAUUCUCUAAAGACAGUAGCAGUGGUUAAUGCCAUUGGAUGUUGUCAAGAAGGUAAUAAUUGAACAAUUACGCAAAGCUUAUUUUCCUAUAUUUGUAUUAAUUUUCACUGGAAGAUUUUUGUAGUCUGAGACAAUUUGAUUCUAUUCAUUAAAUGCUAAAAAAUGUAAGAGUGUGAUUUAAAUGCUCAAGCCUGCAGUAGAUGUGAUAUGAUUAAUUUGUCCUGGACUAAAUAUAAUUAA